GAGACCUCUCAAGGCUAUUCAUCGGUGGGUUGUACGAAUCUUCUGUAAUUAUAGUUACUGCAAAAUGUAUGGGAAUGAAGGGAUGGAAAGGCUUAUACCUCUUGUUAAUAAGCUUCAGGAUGCUUUCGCAUCUCUUAACCUUCCUCUGAACCUUGAUUUACCUCAAAUUGCAGUUGUGGGAAGCCAAAGUGCUGGUAAAAGCUCAGUGCUGGAAAACUUCGUGGGGCGUGAUUUCCUACCGAGAGGCAGUGGUAUAGUCACAAGGAGACCGCUUAUUCUACAACUGGUCCAUGAUAAGUCAGUUGAAUAUGGGGAAUUUAUUCACUGUAAAAAUAAAAAGUUCACGGAUUUUGAUGACAUCCGACGGGAAAUCGAACAGGAAACGGACAGAAUCACUGGCUCUAAUAAGGGUAUCUCAAACAUUCCAAUCAACCUCAGGAUCCAUUCCCCCAGCGUCCUCAAUCUUACCCUUAUUGACCUUCCUGGAAUGACCAAGGUCCCUGUUGGCGAUCAGCCACCGGAUAUCGAAACUCAAAUCCGCAACAUGAUCAUUGAAUUUAUCGAGAGAGAUUCCUGUCUUAUUUUGGCUGUUAGCCCUGCUAAUUCAGACCUCGCUAAUUCCGAUGCCUUGAAACUUGCUAAGGAAUAUGACCCACAGGGUCUGCGUACUAUCGGGGUAAUAACAAAGUUAGAUUUGAUGGAUGAAGGAACAGAUGCACAGGAAAUUCUCGAAAAUAGAUUGCUCCCAUUACGAAGAGGUUAUAUAGGUGUAGUCAACAGAAGCCAGCGAGAUAUAGAUGGGCGCAAAAAUAUCACUGCUGCCUUGGAAGCCGAACGUAGAUUUUUCCUUUCACAUCCCAGUUAUCGUCAUAUGGCUGAUCGUAUGGGAACUCCUUAUCUCCAACGUAUACUUAAUCAACAACUAACGAAUCAUAUCCGCGAUACUCUGCCACAUCUACGUAGUCGGUUACAAGCCCAACUAAUUAGUUUGGAAAAAGAAGUUUCUGACUUUCGUAAUUAUCGUCCAGACGACCCAGCUUAUAAAACAAAAGCAUUGCUACAGUAAUUAGUUCCUUUUUCUUUAUGUAAAAUAAGUUAAUGAUUUAUAACUGGAAUUUAUAAUUAUGUAGAUUUUUUUGUUUUUGUCUGCUGAUCAAAUUAUUGUCCUAGUUACAUUUGUCCAGUGGAUUUUUAUUCAGGCUAAACAAUUUCUUCAACCUCCUAGCGGAAACUUAAAUAAUAUCCUGUUCAUUCUAUUUUAUGACGUGGUGUAGGCUAGAUUUCAAUUUGAAAAAAGCACUACACCUCAUCUUUAGCUAACCAAUUUAAUAACUAAGUCUAAUCGCUAGAAAUUAAACUUUAGGUAGUAAAAUGAAAGUGAUAGUUUAUAUAAACCACCAAGUCUGUCUGUAACGAACUUAAAAAUGCUAACAUUGUCGCUUGUAUGGCUAUUUGUUAUGACUGCGUUAUAAAUUUAUUUGCUACUUGCUCAACAGAACAAGAAUGAUUUAUCUCGACACAAAAAAGUCCAAACUGUAAAUGAAGAUUUAUUUAUGUACCAACCACUGAGUCAUAAUGAUCAAAAUGUACUGUCAUAUAUCAUUUUAAAUUUCCGGUCAUUAGAUAAAAUUUGAUUACAUUGAACUGGGAUUAGUUAGCAAUAAUUACUCAGUAACUUGAUGUAAGCAUAUAAUUUACAAGGUCAAUAGACUAAAUUCUUUGACUAGUAGGUGUUAAUAAAUUACCGGAUUAUGCAUUUUUGUUCUUCCUAGUAAGUUCACUGUAAUUUUCUUACCAAUAAUGUUUAGUGAGUGUAGACAGAUUCCACAAGUUUUCCCUCGUUUCCAAGCCUUUUCUUGUUUAUUUCUCACUUACCUAACAUCGUUCGAGCUAGACUAUCGAUGGGCACUUCCAAAAAAUUACCGAGUCAAUACUUGACGAGAGUUGAUUGUUUUCUGUAGUGAUAUAUUUUCCUUCUUUGAUGUCCCCAACUUGAAACUCAAAAAUAAUCUGGGACUUGAUUCUUAUUCAAUACUAUCAUUAGCAGUACUAAUAAAAAUGAGUCCACUAUCUGGAUGCAUCCUUUAACCCCAGCUUUAGUUAGUAAUCGACUAAUUUUUUCUUGUUUAAAAGCCGGUUUUACAUUCUCAGUCUUCUCUACUAUACAUCUAAAGUCUAACUAAUCAUUAUGAAAACGUUCAGGAAAAAUGUUGGUGGAAUGGUCAGACCCAUCGAAUUCUCUUGCUGUUAUGAGAUACCACCGUAAUGAAUAUGCAGAACUUAGUUUCGAAGUGGUGAAGUGUUGGGUCAAUGGUUAUGAAGUUCAAAUUCCAGCUAUUAAUUCACAAGUUCAAACUCUCAUGUUUCUAUUAGGAUUGUAUCACCGACCCUGACACUUGAAGUACAACUCAAAAUCAAGUACAUAAAUGUGUAUCUGGUAAAUGAGUUACCGAAAACUUUAACGUGGUAUUGCAACUUGAAUUACUAAGUGGAGGUCGGCACAAUUAAGUUCAAACCACAUAAUGGACUUAACUCCAAAUUGUUGCAGUGAAAGGGGAAAAUAUAAAUCCUGCAAUAUUUAAUAAUCAGGUGUUUAAAAUAUUCACUAGCUCUGCUCCAUACUUUCCAUUACUUUAUCUUAUCAGGAUGGUUCAGUCAUUUGAAGCAGAAUUUUCCCAAAAUAUUAGUGGACAUGUAGCUGACGUCAAUACACAAAUAUUGUCUGGAGGUGCUGAGAUUAAUCGCGUGUUUCAUGAACGUUUUAGAUAUGAUUUACUCAAGAUUGAAUUCGAUGAAAAAACUCUACGUAAAGAAAUCGCUGUUGCUAUUCAAAAUAUUCAUGGUGUCAGGCCUGGAUUGUUUACACCGGAUAUGGCAUUUGAUGCUACAGUACGAAAACAGAUUGAAAAACUUCGAAUUCCAUCAUUAAAAUGCGUUGACAUGGUUGUAUCUAAAUUGACCGAUGUUUUGCAACAAUGUAGUGAUAAGGUGAGCAAAUAUAAUCGAUUGAUUAAUUGCACAAAUAAAUUGUCCAUUUUAUGCGACGUUUUUUUAUUAUUCAAAUAUUUAAUAAGGAAAUAUGCUUGUGUUUACACAAAUGGAAAGCAAUUGCCAUGUAAAAAAAAUCCCAAAUAAUAGCAUAAGAGUCCUUAAAAUAAAUUAGCCAUAUUUACCUUAAAUUUUUGUUUCUUUUUAGUUUAAAAUCAAAUGAUUAGGCCACGUAGGUCUUUAAAUUUAGAUUGUUGUUACUAUAGAUGAGGUAAUUGUUUCCAGUCUCCCAUGAUACUGUUCAGUUUUUAACUGUCAAGUUUUUGUGUUUACAAUGGCUUAGAAGUUUGGCAACUUUUUCAUUUGGCACAUGAGAAAAUAACUCGUUGCCAAGUGGUAGGGAAAUUUCGAGAAAAUAAAGAGCUAAUAUUUCAAUUUAUUUUCAUUUACAUGGUAAAGUUAUUCACAAAUUCAACGAAAUAUACUUCUGUACAUUGAUACUGACUUUCUCUUCAAAAUGAAUGUCGAAUCACAAAUCUGUAUCCAAUGUUUGUUCUGUUAGGAUUUCUUCAGCUUAUAUAUUUCUUGUAGGGUAGUUAUUAUCCUUCGGUUUUUAAAUCACCCUCGUAAUUGUUCCCAACGAUGUACUAGCAAUAAUUUUUUGUUGUAGUGAAGAGACGUUUAUUGGAAACUGAAAAUAUUUUUUGAAAUCUUUUUAUAAUGGAAGCGGUAUUUAGAGAUGAAGUCGUUUAAGUAAGUUCACAUCCCGCAAUCCUGAGGAUAUUUUUUACUCAAUAAUUAAGGUACUUAACUCUGAGUAAUUAAGUUAGCAAUAGUUGUACUCUGUUCAGCAUCAUUUGCCUACUUAUGUAAAACGUUUAUCCAACAAACAAUGAAAAUAACCUGCGGUGUCAUUGAAAAAGAAUUAAAAAACAAUUCAGUGAAGAAAAUGUUUGGCGAUGCAUUCAAAGAGCGUUUGCAUUGUGUGGCCAAUGGAAUGUGCUCCACAAGAACAGUUAAGUGUAUAAAUAAACAAUGCGAGAGUUUGUCCUUGAAAUAUCCGUGAAUGAUGAGACAGUUGGAAAGGACGGUAUGAAGCUAGCCAGCAUAAAAAGUUUCCCUCAAAGGUUUCGCUGGACGAUUUUACAAAAUCUCUACAGCAGUACCUCGGUUGAAGAUGAACCCAAUAUUCAUGAAGAGUUGUCUUAGGAACUGUGUGAGUUCUUGCAAGUUGUAAUUCUCGUUUCACGUUUCGCUCAACAAACCUGGAUAUAUAAGCGUUUUUGAGGCAUAUCUGUUGUAGGUUGAAUAUUUCCUCUAUCGUGUAUCGUGUCUUCUGAGCCUAUUCGUUUGGUCUUUUCUGAUAAACAUUGAAUCAAGUUUCUCUUUCGGUUUAAUGGGACUCAGCUAUGAAAAUUCUGCUGUGGUUUGGGCUCCCGAGCAGUAUUUCAGCCCUCAUACAAAUCGAAUGUCGAAGUGUGGCGCAUAGAUAUUUGGUGCCUCCUUUUACCGUUUGGUGUUCUAUUUCAUAAGACAUCGAGGAACUGUGAUUUGGAAUUCGAUUCUGAUUGCAACUAAAUUUGAUGGAUUGAUACCAACCAGUGAAUUUAUCCAGAAUGACAUUGAGGUCACUGUUUUCAUCACAAAUAAUCAAGUGUCAUCCAUAUACCUUUUGUUUAAGUAAAAGUUGCCAAUCGUUGUUUUAAGUACCGUGUUCUUAAGAUUGGUCAUGAAACAGUCCUCUAGAAAGUGUUGAGUGGUUAACCCGUAGCGAUGUCAUCAGUUUGCCUGUAGAACUCGUAAUUAAAUCCAUACUGGACAUUUGAAUGUACACCGUGUGGGUAAUUCUUUUUGAUAGUACAUAAGGAUAUGCCCUAAAGGUCCGUAUUAGACAUGAAUAAUAAUAAUAAUAAUAAUAAUAAUAAUAAUAAUAAUAAUAAUAAUAAGCCAUCAUUUUUCCAAUGUUUUGACACUUAAUUUUCACCAACUCUUAUUUGAUUGUUAAUACAUCCUUCUGAUGUUCUCAAUCUUCUCAAUUUUGAUUCCUUACCCUCACUUAUGAAAAAGAACAUUAUUGGAGUCUGAGAAACUACUUGUUUACUCAGCUUGAUUUCUGUAUAAAUAUUUAACAGUCAUAUGAUCUAGAUGAAAGACACACUGAAUAUUUGCUCAUUCAUUCUUAUGCUAAUUUAUAUUAAAUGGGUUGUGUAUCUCAUUAAAUAAUUAAUCAAUACAUCACUUAUCGAUUGGUAUAUCCAUCUUUUGCCUUUGUUCACUAAUAAAUCCAAAUCAAUAUGUAUAUGUUUAUUUAUUUACUUAAUGUAUUUACAUUGUUUAUCAUACAUGUACUUCAUAAUAACUAAUUCGUAUGAUGUAUUAUUCUUUAUUUACGUUUUUAAUUCAUUCAGUUAAAUAAACAAAAAAUAAAACUUGGAACAUUUAUGUAUCGGUUCAAAUUGCCAGUCUACAAUAUAACGAGAUACCUGAGUAGCAUAUGUAAAAACAGUAUUAAUGGUUAUAGAAAAGAUUAAACAUGUAGGAUAUAAUUUGACAAUAUGGAUUCGUAGAAUUAAGAAUUUUCUUUCUGAUAAAUAAGGAACAUAUGAUUUAAGGGAAGACAAAGAGUGCAUGUACAUGUAUCAUUGCGAAUGUUUCUCAGCCAUGACAUUCAAAGUCUCUAACCAAUAGUUAUGAUACUGGUGUAGAUCCCAACCUAGUAGUCUGGACGUAAUUACACGACUCAAUCCAGUUAUCACUGACUUUAUGAACUAAUGCCACGUCUUGAUUUGAGUCUUUUAUUGUUUUUGAAUAAGACUAUGCAUUUAGUCUAUUCUUCACAAUUAGCAUCUACAUUUAUGUUAUAGCACUUUUGAUAUACAAGGUUAAGAAACUAAACGAUAUAUUUACGGUUAAAAGUAUCGCUUUUUUGUGUUAAAUGAUUCGAUAUACCGUUAUUAUUAUUUGGCAAUGCAUCCUAUUAAUAAAAAUUUAUUGAUCAAAUGUUUUUGCAUAGUAAAAUGGUUCAAGAAGUAGUGACUUAAUAGGUAAAACACUCGGCUUUCAGCCAGUUGGUUUUAGAUAAAUAUUUGGACUGUAUCAGAAAACAAAGGAUACUGUGGCAAGAUGAAAUUCACAGAUUUAUUAUAUUCACGUGCUCCAAGUCUUCUAAAAAGUAGACAAACCAUAGUUGCAUCAUCGAGAUCUCAGCAGUCGACACGGAAUAUGCCUUUGAAAUGAUGAAACUUGGAAUCAAACAUGAUAUCAAAUUCAGGAUCAUAAUUGGAUUCACGAAUGGGAUUUGCGAUGCUUACAUAUGUAUCUGGUUGAUAGGUUGAAGUGGAAUGAAAUGAGAACUUGUAAGUGCAUCUAGAAGCCUCAUUUGAUUAGGAUUACUGUGCGUUUUCUGAAUUUGUAGAAUGGUUUUAAGGUCGUCCAUAUUAAUAGACAUUUUCUUUUUGAGCAAUCACAUCAGCGAAAAAUUCGCACAAAGUAAUUUCCGAUUACAGAAAUAGCGAGUCAAUAAACAUCUUUUUCAAUACCGAAAGAAAAAUGUUUAUAAAAGUCUCCUACAGAUCCAUAUUCUGUCUUUCAGUGUUGUAAAAAGAAAUAACAGGUUACCCCAAACAUGAAUUUGUACUUAGACGAUUCUUAUACAUUUUCCCAGUUGUAUCAUCCUCAGUACAAAACAUCCCGUCUAGUUGACUAGCCAUUUUAUCGAAAAUCAUCAUUAUGUUUAGUAAUUGCGUUCAUCUGCCGGAUACUUUUUUGUCUUUUGUUGAAAUUCGUUUUGCUAGUUCAUGGAGGUCUGUUCAAUUCCAAAACAGUUUUCGUCACGGAUUUACAUGAGUCUAGAAAACAAUUAAAAUUCAGGGUGUACUAGAUAUUUAUUUGCUCCCAUUUGGAAACUUCGCAACUGUAUAUAUUUAUGGAGCUGUGGUUUAGUAGUUCUACUUCCAACCACUAGGUUUCAGGUUUGUAUACCCUUGCUUCUUCAGUUUGAAGAAUUGGUUAGUGUCCACCAGCUCUCACACGUUAGGCGUAACUCAAAGCUGAGUACACGAUUCUGUACUCAGUAAGUUGCAUCGUUAUCUCAUUUCAGUUGAACAUCAUUUUUUACUGGGAGCACAAUAUUUUAGACUCAUAAUUUGAAAUCCUUCGGUUCACGUUCUUAACUGUAGUCAGUUCAUAGAACAGAUCGGAAGUCAUUCAAUAAGUAGCAACUGAAUCAUAACAUUACAGAUACUGGCUUCCCAGUAGAACAACUAGAGAUCUAUCUCGAUUCUAAUACUUAGUCACCGCAUGGCAACUAAUUACCCGAGUUCGUGAAAAACGAUUAAAUCUGAAGAUAACUUUCACGAUACCAUUGAAUUCUAAUUUAUACGUUUCCAUUACUCUUCGGAUUAUACCAGUGCGUGAAGAAACGUUUUUAAUAAAAGUGGCUGUCUUUUUUGUUUUACUAUUAACAUUUAAUUACUCGUUUCUACACUGACUUCAUUACCAUCAAGUCAAGUAUUAUAUGUAUAUAACUAUCCUACAGCAGUUUGGUCUAGAUAUUCUCUUUACUAUUCUUUCAUCCGUUUAUCACCAGAUUAUACACGUUUCGCUUACGGAAUACUUUAUGAAUCAUAAGUUAUCAACAUAUCAUCAAAUGUUAGUAUGAAAUUAGUGUUGUUGAUGGCUUAAUGUCUUUUUCUGUAUAUACUUGUGUGUUUAUAUUACACGUGUGUAGUAUGUGUGUAUGUAUGUAUGUAUGUAUGUAUGUAUGUAUGUAUGAAUAUGUAUAUGCAUGCGUACUCGUGUACAUGAGUAUCUUUUCAUAAAACACUUUCCUGAAUUUUUUUCUUCACCAACUUUAAUCCAGUCAUCUAAUCUGUAUGUUACGUCACAAUUGCCAUGUAAUCCUCUCGCUAUUACGUAUGUACGUUUCCACUUUUUAUUCGUUUCACUUCGAUUCUAAUAUUUGUUGUUGUAUAUUUAUCUGUAUGUAAUAGAUAUUCUUUCUUCGUUUUACCAUUUAGUUUUUAUGUCAGCUAGUCCUCAAGAUGUGAUUGUGUUUACAGUGUAGUAAGAUUAUUAGUUUUUUUUUGUCAUUAUUGUUGUUUAUACAAAUUAACCCAGUUAUUUUUGUUUACCAAACUAAUAUUUUAUAGCAUGAUACAUACAAAAGUGUAGAGAAAGUUGUUCUUAUCUGUUUUUCUGAAAUGAAUUAUUUGUCUUUUUCUAAUACUCCAUCAGAUUGUUACGAAUAGAAAUAUAUGUAGAUAAUAUAUUCAAGAAAGUUCCCAUUCUCUGCUCAAUUCUUUUUCAUACAUUUCAUGCUUCUUGAUGAGCUCGUACAAAACAAAAACAGGAAGAUCUUGCAGAAUAAACCUGUAUUCAUUCUGUUUCAAAGCUCCAUUUUCCCUGGUAAAGAAUAAUUGUUUGAAAUAAGUCUACCUGUUAAAUAAUCUUACUUUUACACAUUCAUUGACAUUCGUUCAUGAUAACCUCAUCCUAAUUACUCCACUUAAGUAUGUAAUCAUAUAUUUUUAUUAUGCUUAUGAGUAGCUGUAACCUCAUCUAGAAUGAACGGACAGCAAAGUUCUGUCUGCUAAAAAUACUGACAGGAUUCAAAGUUUUCUGUACCGUCUGAAUCACUAUUCAGCACAGAUUGAAACGAUUAACAAAAUAACUCAUUGAUAAAAAUUGCAGAUAAUUGUUUCCCUUCAUGAACUUUAAUUAGGCCAGGACAACAGUUGGGGGAGUAUGAUGUAAACCCACCAUAUGUUAUAGUUUCUCUUCAGCUGCUUUCAACUCUAUUCGUAUUGAAGUGUAUGCUCCGAAUAUACACUUUAAUAUGAAUAUGGUUGUAAGUAGCUGAAGAGAAACCGCGAUAUAUAGUGAGCUUACAUUAUUCUCCCCCCAGUUUUUUAUUUUUGCCUAAUUCAAAUUUAUUUCAUUGAAACCAUGACCUGAUCAAUGUUAGAUCACCACUAAAAACCUGGAAGCACUAGACAGCCGUUUUGUGAUACUAUGGUACUCCCCAGCAGUGCCCAUCCACGAAUUUGCGCGCGAACACUUAACCUCUAGAACUAUUAAGCCAGUAUUCAACAGUGUUAAUAUCUAACUUCUGUAAUAUCGCACGACCAUCUUCUAUUGUCUUCAGUAGGUAACUGCUUCACACCCGACACGGUUAUACAUUUAUAUUUUGUUCUAGCCUAACUUUUUUCGAUAUUCCUCUGUCUUCGUUCUUGAGGAUAAACAACAGGGAAAACUUGAACUUAAAUAAAUUAUAUCCUAGAUACAUAGUUACUUUACAAAAAUGUACAAGCCUUUUGCAAUUUGUACACUAGAUGUUGCUUAACAAAUGAUUUAUCAAGUCCAGUAGAAGAAAUAUGAUUCAUUUUUUUGUUAAUAUUUAAGAAAUUAUUUGCAGUAUGUCAUAUUUACGCAUGAUAACCCUUGAUAAUUAUUGUUUUUAGAACAUGUGUUGUAAUCAUUGUAUUCUAAGGGCUGAUUUUCAUUUUAUUGGAUUAAAUGUUUCAUUUGACAAAAAUAUAUCAAGCUUUUAUCACAUGCAUAAAAGAGUUUGUAUGGAUAAACAAACAUUAAUUCGUGUGAACUUUUUUAUAAGCGUAUAUUGGUUUUCUACCUCUCUUAUAAAUCAACCACCAAUUUAAGACCACAUACAGUUACUUUUAUAUGAAAAUAUACCACUCUGUGUUAACGAUGAAGGCAUAGUGACAGAUAACCAAUCAUCUGCAUGAAAUAAAUUGAAUGUGUUCUAUAAUCAUUAUGCUUAAUUCAUAUAUCACAUGUUUGUUAUUUGUGUUCAUCCAAGUGUAUGUGUGUAGGUGAUCGUACAUUCCAGAUUGUGCAUAUCAUAAAUGAAUCCGAGAAAUUGAAGUCAUCAUAAAACUUCAAUGUGAUACUAGUUUAUAGAGAAAUAAUAAUUGAACAAAGUGAAAAUAAUACCUUCUAUCUGAAAAUAAUACCUGUUUACAUACUCAACCACUAAUUUUCACUGAACCAGUCGAUCAGUUAUUAAAAUUUCAAAAGACAUUGAAUAAGUGUCUUUUUUUUAAUUUUAACCAUCUAUUCUGUUGUCUUUCACUGACUAGUACAGUCAUGAAUAACUUUUUUUAUAAAAACGAACACGUACACAAAAUUCUCAGAUUCUACGACAAUUACAUCACUGUUUAUAACUUUUAAACAAACUGAGGUCACGUUCAUUAGAUUGUUAUGUAAUAUUCAUGUAGGACGAUUUCCACGGCUUCGUGAAGAAAUUGAACGUGUUGUCAAUAUGCGGGUUCGUGAAUUAGAAAUAGCUACUAAAGAACAAAUUCAAACAUUAAUUGAUUUUCAAUUAGCUUAUAUGAAUACAAAUCAUGAAGAUUUUAUCGGUUUCCAAAAUGCUGAGCAACGAGCAAAUGAUAGUUCCAAAAGUAAACUUGGCAAUCAAGUAAUCUGUAAAGGGUGGCUUAAUUUGAUCAAUCCAAGUCUAUUGCGUGGUGGUAGUCGUUAUUGUUGGUUCGUAUUAACUACAGAUACAUUGACUUGGUACAAAGAUGAUGAAGAACGUGAGAGACGAUUUGUUCUUCCUUUAGAUGGAUUAAAACAACGUAGCGGUGAUACAGGAUUCUUUUCAAAACGACCAACGUUUGUCCUUCAUCAUCCAGAUCCUAAAGUUAAUUUGUACAAAGAUCACAAAACUUUAGAUUUAUCUGCAGAUACAGAAGAAGCGGUUGAAGCUUGGAAAGCUGCUUUAGUUCGUGCUGGAGUGUUUCAUGAUCCAUCUGGAAAACCAGACGAACAGACUGAUGAUGGUGAUACGAAUAAAAUACCGACUGAUCCUAAACUUGAAAGACAAGUAGAAAUUAUACGUAAUUUAGUUGACUCCUACAUGAAAAUCGUUACUAAAACACAACGUGAUAUGGUUCCAAAAAUAAUUAUGCAUCAAUUAAUUAAUGAGAUCAAGAUUUUUCUAAAAGGCGAUCUCUUGCCCAAAUUGUAUUCACAAGACCCUAACAAUCUUAUGGAAGAGUCAUCAGCUGAGAAAAAGCAUCGUGAAGAAAUUAUACGUAUGUAUGAUUCAAUACGUGAGGCAUUAUCAGUUAUAUCAGAUGUCAUAGCUAAUACGCAUAGCGUCCCAUUACCUCCACCUGUUAGUGAUGACUGGAUUGAGACGGAGUUAUCUACUGGAUCAAAUAAUAUUCGUCGACCACUUCCUUCUAGUAAUGCAUCUCAUUCCGGUCAUCACAGUACUAGUACAACACAAAGACCUUUAAGUCCUAAUAAUAUCACAUCAAAUUCUAAUCGUCCCAUACCUUCAAGACCAGCACCAAAUUUACCUAUACGGCAUACUUUGAAUCCCCCAACAAUUGUAACUACAGCCCCUGGUCAACUUCCAGCUCCACUUCUUCCUCAACGAAUGCCACAAUUCAAUAAUGGUCUUUCUCAAAGUGCAAGUACUGGCAACCUUCCAGGUACUAUAUCUUCCGGUGGUAUUGGUGGAAAUACAUUUAUGACUACUAACCCAUCGAAUGGCUCAACACCAAAUACCACUUAUUCUACUACUAAUGCACCGUGGGUUUCAUUUGAUCCUCUUUUUAAUCAAUCCCAAUCAAGUGUAAUAGCACCACCGAUUCCACCACCGAAAUUAACAUCGUUAUCUGGUAAUCUUGGACAUCCAAGUAUACCAGAACGUCCAGGUAAUGUUGGUAUGCCGCGCAUUCCUCCUCGACCAACUUCAUGAAUCAGUGUGUUGUUUAUUUAUUUAUUCAUUCUAAUUUACGCAUAUAGUUUACGGAUUUAUACAUACAAAUUCCAGGUUGUUGUCCUUUGAAGUAUUUUCCCCUCAUUUUCAUAAACUAAUUUUUAAAAAUAAUACUGUGUAUGCUCAACUGUUUUCUACCCAGACAUUUGUAUGGUGGUAUGUAUCAUGUUUUCACUGUUUAACAAGUAAACGAAAAUUUUAUUCAUUUCCUUGUUUACUUGUUUUUAUCACUGUUGAUUCCUAUUUUUCUCACAAUGCACUUUUAUCAUAGAGCCAAAUAUAUCCAACACAAAUGUAUUCGUUGGUCGAUUUCUCUUUCUACGCGUAUUUCGCUCGUUCUCAUUCGCUCUCUUAACACUCAGAAUAUUAUCCAUACACUCACAUAUGUAUCUGAAAUCUCUUCGGUUACCUGUGUAUCGUCUUUAUUUUUUUCAAAGAUCUCACGGGUUCUGUCAUUUUUUCCCAGUACAUAAUUUCAUUUUUGUGUAUAAAUGUGUGGUGUUUGCUUGAAUAAUUUCUAUUUUAAUAAUAAUUUUUGAUUUUUAUUUCAUGCGUUAAUGAUUUUGCUCAGUUCUAUAUACUACUACUUACUUACGCCUGUUACCCCUCGUGGAGGAGCAUAGGUCACCCACCAGCAUUCUCCAUACUACUAAUAUAUAUUCCGUAUAUUCGUCCGACAUUAUAUGUAGCCUUAUGAUUGGUUAGUUGUCUGGUUGGUCAACUGAUUUGAUUUUCUCUGUCAUUUUCGAUUAAGCAAUUAUUCUUCCAGAUUUCUAUUCACUCUUCAACACUUAAUUCCUGUUUUUUUGGUCAGGAUUAGUGUAUUAGAUGCAGUGAGAUUUCUCCCUACCUACUGUUCAUUUCGACCGACCUUACCUUUGAAAAAAUAAUAGAAUACUUGAUAUUGUUGUCGUUUUAACUCACUUCUUUGAUAAUGUUUGUUUAAUCAAAAUUAGACAAGAUGGUAAAGUUAGUCUUUUUCAAGUCAGAUUCUAUAUCAACUUGAUUGACUUUCUCUGUACUAAUUCACUUCAAUUUAUUCAGUUUGUUCAAACUAUAGAUGCAUCUAGUUUAUUUCAAGAACUUUUUCUUUUUUUUAAUGGUCAUCUAACUAUUGAAGUGAAAUUUUCUUUGAAAAACCUAAUUUUCCUAUUAAAUUGAAAUCGCCUUUCAUUUUUUCUUUUACUGAAUCAUUUAAUGUCUUUUUAUACUUUAGUAUGUGAAUACUUCGUCAUCAACUUCUCUCUCCUUGGAAAUUAAUUAUUGUCUAAUUAUUUUGUUUCUUUUUUCUAAUGAAUUAUGUUUUAUUCGUUCAUUUGAACAGUUUGAAUUUUUAUUUAAGAAUAUAACUAUCCUUACUGCUUUUCUAUAAAAAGAUUGAAUCGAUAUUGUUUAUAUAUGAUGAAUUGAAAUGCAAAAUCAGUUUCUUUAUUUGUUUCAUUUGUUUAAAGAAAAUAAAUUUUCAGAAUGAAUUUUUGUUUGGUAAAUACAAACAUAUGUAGCCGAAAUAGUCUAAGGAACUUUCGAAUCUACGAUCCAUGAUCUGAAAUCCAUAACCUUAUACACUAAGUCACGUGCUCAAUUGCUUAACAAUACAUAAUGAGGAUAGAAUAAAUAAUCAUAUUAAAUAUGCUCAAAAACAUUGAAAUUCCGAGAUCUGCUCUAAAUGUCUUGUAAUAGCCACUAAUCAACAAGCACUUAUGGAUAAAAGAUUGAAUGUAUAUGAGUUU
Schistosoma haematobium is the source of this 13473-nucleotide messenger RNA. Its product is annotated as Dynamin- GTPase protein. The record is from RefSeq and is a predicted model, not a curated record. The transcript has 17 exons. Gene Ontology annotation, biological process: receptor-mediated endocytosis. Gene Ontology annotation, cellular component: cytoplasm; microtubule; plasma membrane. Gene Ontology annotation, molecular function: GTPase activity; microtubule binding; GTP binding. NCBI's taxonomy places the organism in Eukaryota, Metazoa, Platyhelminthes, Trematoda, Strigeidida, Schistosomatidae. The coding region runs from base 10271 to 11722 and encodes 483 amino acids.